UAAAGGUGUGGUUUGUUAACCUUGAUGCCGUUCGGGUUGUGGUCCAAAUCCAGCUCUGGUGUCUCUUCGGCAUCCUCUUCAAGCGGCUCCCAACAUCACCACCGACACCAUACAUCGAAAACGCAUCGACAUGAACGGUCAAAGAGCUACUCUGCUGCCUCUGCAUCCAGUUCAGAAGAAGCUGCCGGAAAGGUUAAGACUGUAGUUGAGAGCAGUGAGCAUGAGGGUGCCGAAGACGAUGCAGUCCUAGCCAGAAUUGAUCCAAAGGCCAAGGCCGGAAGCACAUUAGUUGACUCAGACUCGGACGGAUGCUAUGAGAAGGAGUACCUCGACUCAUUGAAGCACAAGUCCAAUCGCGCCAGCUAUGUGGGUGGCGCGGCGACAGGUGUAGCAGCUGCAGUUGGAACAUUCGUGGUAUUUGCAUCACCUCUGGCCGUAGCCGGAGCUGCUGCUGUUGGCGCUGGUGGAGCAUGGAAGUUGCUUCGAGACAAGGGGAAACGAGAAGUCAAAGCGGCAGAAGGCACUAUGAAGUCAGGGGAUCAUUCGGCUGAUGUUACGCAGACCAUGUUGGGGGCCUCUGGCACCGACUUGCCCUCCAAGAGUUACUUCACGAUUUCUGGGAAAUCAGCGACCGAGCUCGAUGAGUUUCUCGCUGGUGGAAAACCUAGUCUAAAGAGGCUUAAAUUUCUCGUGUCAUGGGCACGGCUGCAAGUGGAGGACUCCUUGCCAAGCAUGGAGAUGGCUCUUAACUCUGGAGACAGUGCACGGAUAAGCGCACAGUGUACUAAAUUAAUGACAGCUUUGGAUGAAGUGAUAGGAUCAUUCUCUCCAUGGGUACAGCAACAAUAUGUCGCGAGAGCAGAGAAGGAUAAGGGUAAAAGACAUCGUGAAUUUACGUUGAUCUGCCUUCAUGUGAGCCCAUUGUACAAGUUCUUAGCACAUGACUCGGUGAAUAAGGCCUUCCUUUUUUGCAAUACAGAGUUUUUGCAGCAGUGGGAAAAUGACGAAGUUAGCACUGAAUUGAUGAUUCAGAGGUGCCGCUCGACGUUCCCUACCAUAGUCGAGACUGUUGGUCUCAUUCGAAGUCACCCUAGUAAACGAGGUCGUGCUGAUUCGGACCUUAUGACUCGUUCAGAGCAGGGCGAACAUAGGAUAACCGCAACGGUUUUCUGGAUAUCACAAUUCUUGCGGAGAUCUGAUGUCCAAGAGUUCAUGUCGAGUGCAAUGAUGAGUGGCAGCCGCGUUCUCUCACCCAGAGGACAUGCUAAGAGCGGAGGCUCAGUCGCGAAGAUAUCGAGCUCGCCACUGGUCGAGCAGUCCGGGAUCAGUCAGAAGGUAGCUGAUACUAAAAUGGAGCCUAAGGCACCAGAAGGCUCUGAAGAAGAUGAGGAUGGGUCCCCUACUAUAGAAUUCCCGCCCAUUGGCGCAGAGUUAGAGAUGGACGAGGAUGAGUUUUACUCAGCCUCUGAGGGUGAGUGUUCUGAUAAUGAGGACAAUAAGGCUCUUACGAGUAGUAAAGUUCUGCGGAAAAGACUAGAGAGAGUCGAAAGACGGCCGCCAAGUGGUCUGGGGUUGGAAGUGUAUGGUGCGGUUACUAGGGACUCGGUCAUGAACGAUAAAUUUCGUCCAAUUCUUAGCACAGACGAGGAUGCGAUAAAUACCUGGAACGAGUUGGACUGUACGAAGUUUAAGGUUAGAGGCCACACAUAUCUCAGUGAUAAAGUGAAACAUCCUAGCGAGCCUGCACUAAUGCAAACUGUGGCUUUCGAGUUGUUCUUCUGCGACGACGAAGAGGUGUUCUGCUGUUCGACAGAGCCACACUGCAAGGCCUACUGGCUGCAACGGGAUCAUCCAGAUCGUUUUUUCUUCACGGUCACCUGGCGUAUGGCACCGUUUUACUGCACGAACACCUUCAUGGUCGAUAAGGAUGCUCCCUGGCUCCAAGCUGAUACAGAGACAUCCUAUGGGGUCUUGAUGCGGCGGUUUUUGGAGAUGGACGACGAGGAUCGUAAUGGGCGAGUUAAAGUCAUACCUGCUGUUGCUGAGGGACCAUGGAUUGUUAAAAAGGCGGUUGGGCAGACUCCAGCGAUUAUCGGUCGGAAGCUCACAACGACCCAUUUUACUGGCGACAACUACGUUGAAGUCUCAGUGGAUGUUUUUUCAAGUGCUGCUGCACGGCAUAUGAUGUCACUGGUCGUCGGUGCUGCGAAGAAGUUAGUCAUCGAUGUUGGGCUCGUGCUGGAGGGCCAUUCGGAAGGUCUCACAUUCCACAUGUCUGAAUCGUCUCCCGUAGCUGACAUGCAUGACGCCCCUCAUGAAGGGGAGGAACCGACAGCCCCUGCAAUCAUCACGCAUGUUGAAGGUGUUUUCACGACCGAGUUGCCCGAGGAAUAUCAUAUCCCUGAGGACCCUAUCGUUUUGGAAGCCAAUCUUUCCCGUUCUGGUCUAUCGGCCAUGCUUAAUGAUCUGCUUUCAUUACAAGAGCCGGCAGUCUUUGACUUCAUCAUCAACGGACACUUCUUGCGAACCAGCCUCGCAGAUUUCUACACCCAAUAUGGCCUUUCUAGUGAAGUUGCAUGCAACAUAGAAUAUGUGCUGGCGAUGCCCGAGCCAGAGACGGCUGAAGUCACUCAAGAGGAAGAGUGGCUUUCAUGCAUUGAAGUCAUCGAGGGUACAGACUCAGAGUUCUAUGCUACUGGCUCGAUGAAAGGUUCUUGGGGCCUUUACACAUCUGAGGGUCAUCGCAAGCUCUUCGGACAGCGCGAUUCGGACAUGUCUGUAUUGGCGCUCGCUGGACGUGAGCACAUCGUAGCCACCGGUAGUCGUGAUGGGCUAGUCCGGUUCUAUGCCAUUGGUGAGGAUAGCAAGUCUGCGGAGCUCAUGUCGAGUGCUAACAAUGGAAUAAAGGGAGGGGUCGCGGCGGUGACAGCUCUUACAAUCUCUUCUGAUGGGAGCAUGGUCAUUACUGGUGAUGCUGGUGGACUCCUUGCAUUGUACAAUGUUCCCACUGGUGAGAUCGAUUGGAUCAGGAGUCAUCCCGGGACGUAUCUGGUCCGCGAGCGGUCUUUGCCGAUCAUCACAUGGAGGGCUGCGGUACUGGUGAGGGUCGACGCGGAAACUGUGAUGUCGGCGUCCCUGGACAACACUCUUGCCCUAUGGGACAUUUUGGCCGUCAAACGCAAUGCAGUUCUCCCCUGUGGAAGGGCGGCAACCGCUCUGGCGAUCUCAGCAAAUAGACUAGGAGUAUGCACAGGCCACGACGACGGUCGUGUUGCUUACUGGGAUCUGCGCUCUUCGAAGAAUGAGCUCGAACUCGUUCAACAGUACAGGACUCACGAGCGUUCUAUCACAGGGGUGUCGUGGAACCCGACGAGUGACUACCUAGUCGCUACUAGCUCUCUCGAUGGGACUGUUAGACUCUAUGAUUCACGUUCGGCUCGGCUGCCACUCCAAAGAUGUGAUAUGCCCCAAGACAUUGCAGUAACUGGAUGCACAUGGCUUAACGACAAGGUGAUCCUCUCGUCGGGCUCGGAUGGCAAGGUCCGUACUCAUAUGAUCAAUCCAUCACUGUUUACUCAGUGA
Perkinsus marinus ATCC 50983 is the source of this 3582-nucleotide messenger RNA. RefSeq lists its product as hypothetical. Bases 25 to 3582 code for a protein of 1185 amino acids. Gene Ontology annotation, molecular function: protein binding. The transcript is spliced from 34 exons. The record is from RefSeq and is a predicted model, not a curated record. Lineage: Eukaryota; Perkinsozoa; Perkinsida; Perkinsidae.